CUCUUUGGUUUGCCUAUCCCUUUUACUUCCUUUCUCUUCUGAAACUCUAAUUCUAAAAUCCCAAAGCUACAUAAAAGAAAAAAAGAAAAAAGAAAAAUCACAGUCCAAAGCGUUGUUUCAAUCAAUAAGGAGUUUGAAGAAAGCGUAUGACGUCUGAGAAUUCUAGUGGGGAAAAGACAUCAAGAAAGAGGCGAAAUGGGUAUGUUUCGGUAGUGGACACUUUGAACAAGUGGAAGAAGUUGAACAACCAAUUGGAGGAUUUGGCAAAAGAUGGAGUAGAGGAAAUUCGUAGAGUUCCAGCCAAGGGCUCAAAGAAGGGUUGCAUGCGAGGGAAAGGAGGUCCUCAGAAUUCAGAUUGUAAUUUUAGAGGCGUUAGACAGAGGACUUGGGGAAAAUGGGUAGCUGAAAUUAGAGAGCCAAUUGCUAGUAAUAAUACCCGUAUGAAGAAGAAAGGCAGUCGUUUAUGGCUUGGCACUUUUGCCACUGCUUACCAGGCUGCUCUUGCUUAUGAUGAAGCUGCUAAAGCCAUGUAUGGCCCUUUUGCCCGUCUCAAUUUUCCUGAUUCUUCUCCUCUUCUUCUGAAACCAUUAACAGCAGAGCAUUCUGAUACCAUAUCCCCAGUUGCUUCUUCCUCCUCGUCUUCUUCCUUCUUCAAUGAACUAUCUGCGGAGAAAAUGAAUUGCUGUUAUUCAAUGGAUAAGCAAGAGAAUUGUGGCUAUGAAUCAAUGGAGGAACUGAAGGUGAAAGUGGAAGAAACAGCAAGAAGUAGAGUCAAUUAUACAGAUGCUAAACCCAAUUCAUUUUAUGAUUCUAACAUUGAGAACAAAUUAACAGAAGGAAAUAUCAAGGAAGGAUUAGCUGAUGUUGUAAGAAGCCAUAAUAUUAAUACAGACAGCCAUGAUCAGAAUGACCCUUCUGAGUUUUGUUUCAAAUUUGAAGCUAUGGACACAAAUGGAUGCAAUGACUUCAACGAAUGCAAUCAAUAUGUGCUACAAAAGCUUCAGAGUGAUCCAUAUGCAAGAACUUACUGGAUUCCGGCCAAGUGGGAGAUUGGCGAUCUUGGGUCCGCGACUGUGAUGGAAGGAAAGCCAAUGGAGAUCGAGAGCUAUGGAGAUUGUAUGGCCUUCAACCGUGAUCUGAGUUUGUUGCUGGAUAGGCAAAAAUACAUGGGAGUUGGAGACCAGAGAAUUGAUGAUUGUAAUAACUUUGAGUUUUUGAGACCUGAUUAUGAUUUUGGAUUGGAGGAGGAACGCAAGUGGCUUGAUUUAUGCUUCCAUGGAUGAAGAUUGAAAGUUUAGGCAGGGUUGUCUUUUGUUUUUUCGUUACAAAUUUAUUCUAUUUUGAUCGUACAUAGUUAGUUUCAUUUCUUCUCCUUUUUGCGGACCCCUGUUCUUUUGUACACCUUCAAUAACACAUGAGAUUUAGAAUGAUG
Molecule: messenger RNA, 1432 nt
Organism: Benincasa hispida (wax gourd)
Lineage: Eukaryota; Viridiplantae; Streptophyta; Magnoliopsida; Cucurbitales; Cucurbitaceae
Gene: DREB19
Product: Integrase-type DNA-binding superfamily protein
Biological process (GO): response to stress; positive regulation of DNA-templated transcription
Cellular component (GO): nucleus
Molecular function (GO): DNA-binding transcription factor activity; transcription cis-regulatory region binding
Source: RefSeq, a predicted model, not a curated record